UAGUUAAAAUACAACAUUGUAUACUCACACAUACAAAAUCAUAUAUAUUCUUUAUAUGUAUAGACACAAAACUUGUUCCUUAUUCAAUGUUUGUUUAUUUUACACGAAAUGGUGAAGGUUUAUUUGUUUCGCAAACUGUCUGCACUGAGUCCAAAUCAAAGGGAUGUCUAUAAGGAGGCUGUAACAGGUGUUUUGGAGCAAGUUCUUCAAGGCAAUGCCAGUACAAUAUUCAAUUAUGGCAACUGGCCAAACUAUACCAACCAUGGAGAUUCCCAUGAACCAAAUGAUGUGGUUAGACAAAUUAUCCAACAAUUGUUUCGGCAUGUCGCAGAGUUUAGUGUAUCGAUAAAACAUCUUCAAAUGAAUCACACAGAUGGGCAAUUUGCAAAAGAAUCUGAUGGCAAAAUUCCAAAUGUAUUAAAUGAGCAUUUUGUGUCGUCACCCGACGAUGUUUUUAUCUACAUGGAAAAAGUUAUGCAGACAUUUCUCAAUAACGAUCAGGACAAGAACUGUGAUUCGUUUGCUCAUGUUGUAUUUACCCUUAAUGUUGGGCAAAGAAAAAUGGCUAAAACCAAAAACCAGAAGCUUUUGGGUAAAUUGCAAUUGGUGCACCUGAUGAGUUUGGAUGCUUGUGCUGGCUCCUUUCUUCUAAAAAAUGACGAGUCGUCCAUAAGAGAAGUAUUGAAAAUUGUCAGAGCCUUGGCCAAUAAUCCCAAAACUCACUUAAGAUACCAUAAUAUACGAUUGACACAUCUUUUAAAUGAUCUGCUGCUUGCCAGCACCGAGACAAUUGUGAUAAUCAACUAUACAGAGAUGCCACAGUUUCAUAUGAUGCUAAUGGGUCCACUCAAAAGUCCAUCCUCAUCAGUUGUCAACUCGGAUCCCCAAGGUGAGUUGUGGAAAGAGCAGUAUAUGAAGGAGCACAAGAAAUAUAUGUGCCUGAAGGAGAAGGUUCUUAACUUGGACUUGUGGAAUCGUGAUCUUACUAAACUGGAGGCCAAACAAUUGGAUGAAUUACUUGAAAUUCUAGAGCAACAAAGUAGCAAUGGAAACAGCAGAUCUACCUCUUUUAACUAUGGAUGUAUGGAGAGUACGAUGAACAAUGAUCCUGGCAAAAGAUUGGAAUUAUGUGCCCUGGCCAAUAAUGAAAAGCCUAAGGCGCCACUUCAAAUACGAAAGGAAAUUGAGAAAAUCCAAUUGGAGAUUAAGCACUCUGCAGACGAAAUGUUGGAGUUGCAAGAGGUCGUAGAGCAAGUCGGAAGGCAUAAUAGACACAAUGAGGAACAGCUGGUGCAAAAGGAUCUUAUGCUGGACAAGCUUAAUGACAAGCUUGUCAAGGCCAACGAUGAACUGAGACGUCAAAAGAUGGCCUUUCUGCAAAAAUUGAACGAAUACUCGGAAAAGUUUAGUGAGUUGUGGAAAGAGCAAUGCCGAGCCAUGAAAUUGCAAGAGAAGCAACAUGAACAACAACUCACCGAGAUGUUCGAUAGCCUCUGCGAGGAGCUGCAUAACUCACAUAAAAUGGAAUUGUUAGAGCUAUGCCAACAGAUAACCAAGCCGGCAAUCGAGAAAGAGCCAACUUCACAACUCUAGCUCCGUGCAACAAAGAGACCAUUCCACUUAAAGGUCACCAUUGCAAGCGGUAUCUAAAGUCUCUUCUUCAGUUCCAGUCACGAAACCGAAACGAAACCCAAACCGAAACCACAUCCACAUCUACAUAUACCUACACACAUAUAUAUUCUCCUUGUUUGGCUAGGCAACUUUGCCAUUUAGCCCAGACACAACAACAACAACAAAACAACUAAGACCAAAUAGUAGGGGGAAAAAAGUGUCUAAAACAUGCGCAAAGGCUAGUUUGUCUCCUAAGUCAUUCGUUUAUGCCUAAAAUCUUGUUGGUAGAUUAUCCUAACAAAAAGGAUAUGUUUUCCAUUACAUGAGAUACUUUUUACAAAUGGGACAAAUGUGAAGAACUAUUUUAAUCAACAAUCCAAAUUUAGCAUAUAUUUUACAACAGGAACAAAUUGAACUCAUAUGAAGAGAAUAAAAGAAUAAAUCAAUGGCUUGUAAAAUGUUA
Molecule: messenger RNA, 2074 nt
Organism: Drosophila willistoni
Lineage: Eukaryota; Metazoa; Arthropoda; Insecta; Diptera; Drosophilidae
Product: kinesin heavy chain
Exons: 2
Coding region: 109-1593 (494 amino acids)
Biological process (GO): microtubule-based movement
Molecular function (GO): ATP binding; microtubule binding; microtubule motor activity
Source: RefSeq, a predicted model, not a curated record